Molecule: messenger RNA, 1845 nt
Organism: Sycon ciliatum
Lineage: Eukaryota; Metazoa; Porifera; Calcarea; Leucosolenida; Sycettidae
Exons: 2
Coding region: 1-1845 (614 amino acids)
Biological process (GO): DNA integration
Molecular function (GO): nucleic acid binding
Source: RefSeq, a predicted model, not a curated record
AUGACACGAUCGUCGGUUUACCUCACUGGCCUGAAAAACAACUUGCGUGCUGGCAUUCAGGAAGUUCAGGAAGUUCAGGGUCACCUCAUCGGUGCUGAUGGUGUCUGCCCAGACCCAGCCAAGGUGUCUGCCAUCCAAGCUCUGAAGUCACCAACCAAUGUGCCCGAGUUACGCCGUGCUCUGGGCAUGUUCACGUUUCUGUCGAAGUUUGUGCCAAAUUUGGCCAAUGUCAGUGCCCUGCUCCGUGCUCCCCCGAAGGCCCACACCGCCUGGCAGUGGGAUACCCAGCAAGAAACUGCCUUCUAUCGCCUCAAGGAACUCGCUACUACUGCUCCCUGCUUGGCACUGUUCUCGCCCGACCAGCCCGUCCGUAUUAGUGCUGAUGCCAGCAGCUACGGACUGGGUGCUGUCCUCCUGCAGCCUGAUGGCUCCCGCUGGCGCCCUGUUGCCUAUGCGUCCCGCUCUCUAUCUCCUACUGAGCAGCGCUAUGCCCAGAUUGAGAAAGAGUGUCUUGCCAUUGUCGACUUUCGGAACGCGACCAACGCUGAUGACGACAUGUGUCGCCUCCGUGCCCUCAUCCUCAUCGGUUGGCCAGCCAAGCACACCUCGGUCCCCGCUAGCCUCUGCCCGUACUUCGCUGUUCGCGAUGAGCUCUCAACUGCUGAUGGUCUCAUAUUCCGUGGCCAACGUGUCAUCAUCCCUGCAUCCCAGCGCAACGCCACCCUUGCCAGUGCUCACGAGGGUCACCGAGGCGUUGGUAAGUGUCGUGCUCGUGCGCGUGCUGUGAUGUGGUGGCCUGGUAUGUCCACGGACAUUGAGUCGUAUGUGAUGUCUUGUGCCACCUGUGCCAAGGCCCGUCCUUACCCAGCCCAGCCGCUCAUCUCGUCCGAGUUCCCAUCUCAUCCAUGGUCAAAGAUCGCGUGUGAUCUGUGUGCAGCCAAAGGAUCCACUUACCUAGUUGUUGUCGACUAUUUCUUGCGCUACAUCGAAGUCAAACAACUUACCACUACUACGUCUGCCACUGUAAUUGCCUCUCUCCACUCCGUGUUUUCUACCCAUGGUAUUCCACACACACUAGUCUCUGACAACGGUCCACUAUUUGCUAGUGCCAGCUUCCGUGCAUUUGCUGCCGAGCUUGGGUUUGCCCAUCGCACGUCACGUCCUCGCUUCGCCCAAAGCAACGGCGCUGCAGAACGUGCCGUUCAGACAGCCAAGCAGCUCCUUCUGAAGAACGACGACUUGCCUUCCGCUCUCUUGGCCUACUGGUCUACGCCAUUGGCCAACGGUUAUUCACCGUCACAGCUGUUGUUUGGCCGCCAAAUCCGCUCCCGGUUUCCAGGACCCCUCCCUGCUCCAGCCUGGCCCGAUUUGACCGUCUUUGCCGACAAAGAAACAUCUUCCAGGUUUCGGCAGGCUGAUCGCUACAAUCAACGCCACAGUGCUCGACUGCUGCCUGUUCUCGCCCCUGGUGCUUCUGUGUAUGUCCCCGAUAUGGACAAAACAGGACGCGUCCAGAACCGCCUGUCCGAACGCUCUUACACGAUCGACCUCACUCCUGGAUCAUCUAUCCGCCGAAAUCGUCGCCAUGUGCGUGCGUUGCCAUCCACGUCAGCCAAACGCCCUAAUCCCUCCCGCUCAACCUCCUCCAUUGAGCCCAUGUAUGAGGUUGAGUAUGGUGUUCCUGCUCCUGUGCAUGUUGCCCUGCAACCACAAGCUAACUCUACUCUGCCGCCUCUUCUGCCUGUGCCGCAGUCUCCUCGAGUUGCUAAGCCUCUGCCACCCAGUCGCAGACCACAAUCCAGCCGUGUUCGCCAUGCGCCGCAACGCUAUGCUGCCAAUACCUGA